AUGGGAUUUCUCGUCAGACUGCACUCACCAUUUCUUUUCAAUCCAUCAACUGGUCUUUGGAUUACUUAUGAUGAUGUUCAAUCAAUUAAUAUCAAGAAUAAUUAUAUUAAACAAUAUAAUUUAGGUGGCGCCUUUUUCUGGGAAUUAAGUAGUGAUCGUCAAGCUGAAUUAAUUGACGCAACAUUUAAUGCAUUAAAUAAUGGUAUUCAACCACCACCAGUAAUAACUAGUGCAGCAUCAUCUCUAUAA
Molecule: messenger RNA, 249 nt
Organism: Rotaria sp. Silwood2
Lineage: Eukaryota; Metazoa; Rotifera; Eurotatoria; Philodinida; Philodinidae
Source: the annotation of a GenBank genome assembly